Molecule: messenger RNA, 420 nt
Organism: Bipolaris victoriae FI3
Lineage: Eukaryota; Fungi; Ascomycota; Dothideomycetes; Pleosporales; Pleosporaceae
Exons: 1
Coding region: 1-420 (139 amino acids)
Source: RefSeq, a predicted model, not a curated record
AUGGACAUUUCUUUAUUGGAAGCAGUUACAUGGGAAUUGUAUAAACUAAAAUACUUUGCGAUUCCCUCUAAAAGAGUAGUUUCUCUAAUAUGUAAACAAGUGUCAAAGCAUAACCUAACUCUUUUACCAAUUUUGCUGGUAGAAUUUUCUAUAGAAACCCUAAACGAAGAAUCUCCAGUAGCAAACCCAGAAAUUCAUAAAGGAUUAGGUAUACCAUUAAAAACAUACUCUUUUCUAGUUACAGGUAGGACUAAAGGGAAAGCUUCCUUUAAUUCAGGAGAUAAACCUUUAUUAAGUGAAGCACGUAAAUCUAAUAUUCUUUUAAACCCAUCCGACGUUAAAUGCUCUUUCUUUUUAAUUAUGUUAAAACAUUGUUCAAACAAUAGGAAAUCAGAAUAUUUGGCACUAACUAACGGGUAA